Messenger RNA from Coregonus clupeaformis (lake whitefish), 2120 nucleotides. RefSeq names its product far upstream element-binding protein 2. Gene Ontology annotation, biological process: regulation of DNA-templated transcription. The coding region runs from base 80 to 2098 and encodes 672 amino acids. Gene Ontology annotation, cellular component: nucleus; cytoplasm. The transcript has 18 exons. Lineage: Eukaryota; Metazoa; Chordata; Actinopteri; Salmoniformes; Salmonidae. Gene Ontology annotation, molecular function: mRNA binding. The record is from RefSeq and is a predicted model, not a curated record.
CUUCUCGCUCCUGCGCAGUCUGCCCUGGCCUAAACACCACUUUAACUUUCGUAUUUUAGUCUCUCUCCCCUCCGCUAACAUGUCGGAGUACAGCGCGGUACCGGCACCCGGUGCUGGAGCUCCUCUCGGCGGACAUCUAGCUAUUGGUAUUGGUAACGGUGGCGGAAUAAAAAAAGAUGCCUUUGCAGACGCGGUACAACGGGCCCGGCAGAUUGCUGCCAAGAUUGGUGAAUGUGCAGGGGUAGUCCCUAUGAACAACAUCAAUGCACCAGACGGCUUUCCCUUCACAGCACAGAAACGACAGCUGGAGGACCCAGAUCAACCGGAGAGCAAGAAAAUGGCUUCACAGAGUGACGUUGACUCAGCCACAGCUCUGUCCAUCGGAGCCCAACUGGCAGCACUGGCCCAGCAGAGUACCAGGCUCACAACCACCUCAGAGGAGUACAGUGUUCCUGAUGGAAUGGUGGGACUCAUCAUUGGCCGUGGUGGAGAACAGAUCAAUAAGAUCCAGCAGGAAUCGGGCUGCAAGGUUCAGAUAGCCCCAGACAGUGGAGGUUUACCAGAGAGGAGUGUGUCUCUCACAGGGUCCCCAGACUCCAUACAGAAAGCCAAAAUUGUAUUGGAUGAGAUUGUGUCUCGGGGGAGGGGCACGCCCCCCUCAUCCUUCCACGAGGCGACCAAUGGGCAGAGUGGCUCGGGGCAGGAGAUGAUGAUUCCCGCAGGCAAGGCUGGCCUCGUCAUCGGCAAGGGAGGGGAGACCAUCAAACAGCUACAGGAGCGAGCAGGAGUGAAGAUGAUCCUGAUUCAAGACGCGUCUCAGGGACCCAACAUGGACAAGCCCCUGCGCAUCAUCGGAGAGCCAUACAAAGUCGAGCAAGCCAUGGAGUUGGUGCAGGAGAUACUGAGGGAGAGGGAUCAGCCUGGCUUCGGAGACCGGAACGAGUAUGGCUCCCGCAUGGGGGGAGGAGGAGGGGGAGCCAUGGACGUUCCAGUGCCGCGACACUCUGUCGGGGUGGUGAUUGGUCGCAACGGGGAGAUGAUCAAGAAGAUUCAGAACGACGCCGGAGUUAGGAUACAGUUCAAACCAGAUGAUGGUACAGGUCCAGAUAAGAUGGCCCACAUCAUGGGCCCACCAGACUGCUGUGACCACGCUGCCCAGAUCAUCCAGGAGCUACUGCAGAGCAUCAGGGUCAGGGAGGAGGGAGGACAGGGGGGUCCUCCCGGGCCUCCAGGCAUGUCUCCGAGUGGUGGCGGCAGGGGUCGCAGCCGAGGGGGCCAGGGGAGCUGGGGUCCCCCUGGUGGUGGAGGAGGGGAGAUGACCUUCUCCAUUCCGGCCCACAAGUGUGGCCUGGUGAUCGGGCGGGGCGGGGAGAACGUCAAGGCCAUCAACCAGCAGACUGGGGCCUUUGUGGAGAUCUCCCGCCAGCUGCCCCCCAACGGGGACCCUAACUUCAAGCUCUUUGUCAUUCGGGGCUCUCCGCAGCAGAUAGACCACGCCAAGCAGCUCAUCGAGGACAAGAUCGAGGGUCCUCUCUGUCCUGUUGGUCCAGGUCCUGGUGGACCAGGCCCCAUGGGUGCCUAUAAUCCUGGUCCCUAUAACCCAGGACCCCCUGGACCACAUGGUGGUCCUCAUGGCUACCCCCCACAGGGCUGGGGCAACACCUACCAGCAGUGGCAGCCCCAAGCACCCCAUGACCCCAGCAAGGCAGCCGGCGCCGCGGACCCUAACGCAGCCUGGGCAGCCUAUUAUGGCCAGUACUACCAGGGAGGGCAGCCAGGGGGAGCAGUGCCCGGCCAGCCCCCCGCCAACCCCACCGCUGGUGGCCCCGCACCCGGAGACCAGCCCCAGGCCAGCCAGACCCCCGGGGGCCAGCCUGACUACACCAAGGCCUGGGAGGAGUACUACAAGAAGAUGGGUGUCGCCCAUGCAGGAGGCUCUGCAGCAGGGCCAGCAGCAGCAGGUGCCCCAGGUGGAGGCCAGCAGGACUACAGUGCAGCCUGGGCAGAGUACUACAGGCAGCAGGCUACUUACUACGGCCAGACAGGACAGGCCCCAGGACAGCCUGCCACCCCUCAGCAAGGCCAGCAGACACAGUGAGAGGCCUCGGCUGAGACUCCUA